CAGGAAGUGAAAUAACCCUCCACAUCACAUCCGUCAACCACAACAAAAAUAUAUCUACAGUAAGACAGCCCGAGCAACUUUUGCCCUAACAGUCCAUAGAUGCUGUCUGGUGCUCCAAAGGGGGAGAACUGUCUCGUAGACAUGGACAGCAAAGCUGGGGAUCUGUUCAGUGCUGACGAUGCUCAUCCAACUGGCACAGGGGGUGCUGGAAUCAUGGCAAAGCUCUGGCUCCCAAAAGGCUUCUCAGCCAGUAUGGCCAAAGAGUGGAUUGACAAGCGCAGGAUGUCCAUUCGCCCAUGGGCAGGCUUUGUGGACCAACGCAAGUUUUCAAAACCCCGCAACUUUGGGGAGUUUUGUCAGAGGGUGGUAAAAAAUGUGGAAAUCUACAACAGCAACUAUACCUUCAUCUUCCUGGGUCUCAUCCUCUACUGCAUUAUCAGCUCUCCUAUGUUACUGAUUGCCUUGGCUGUGUUUGCUGGUGCCUUCUACAUAAUCCACCUCAAAUCCCUGGAGUCCAAACUAGUUAUUCUUGGCAAGGAGCUGAAUGUCCCCCACCAGAUGAGUCUUGCUGGAGCCGUCUCUCUACCGGUGUUCUGGUUGGCUGGAGCUGGCGCUGCAGUCUUUUGGGUUCUGGGAGCGACACUGUUUGUGAUUGGCUCUCAUGCUGCGUUCCGCGAACUGGAGGGAUCUGACAUAGAAGAGCUCAUGAUGGAGCCUGUGUGAAGAGCAACCUUAACUGCUCAUUGACCACCACUCUUUAUUUUUUGACCCUUUUAAUCACGUCAGCCCAGUGGAGUUUGGGAGAAACUGCUCCUCGAUCCUAGUGCUUAGUUACAUGUGCUGUAUGUAUACCCUCAUUUUAAACUUAAGCCAGUGUACCAAGAAUGCACCUUGUCUUGCCUCAGAAGUAAUUGUUGUUACAGACUGUAUAGCCUUUUUAGGACUCAUCCAUUUUCUUGUAAAGCGUAUUCAAGCACAUUGUCAUACACAUUAUAUGCCUUUUUCUACAUAUUGCGCACCUUGGAUGCCUCUGGUCUGUGUCAAAUAGCCUCUCGUUCUCUGCAUUGUCCCUUAAACAGUGACAGACCUCGCAACUUAAAACACACCUGCCCUGAAACCUCCACUGUCUAUACAGAAUGGGUACAGUUUGGGAAAUAGUUUCUGGGUCUAAACUGUCUAAUGGGAAUUCAGAUUUCUUAUAUGAAGGUAAUGUUCACAAUUGUUUAAGAAAAAGGAUUCAUUUUCCAAAGAAAAUUUACCAUUUAAAGCUUUAAAGAUAUGUAUCUCUUAUUAUGAUCAUGCACAAAUAAUUCAAUAAUUCAAGACAAUGCACAAACUCAUUUAUUUCAGACAGACUACUUAAUAUCGACUGGUUGAUGAGAAGAUGAUGCAAAAAAUAUUUAGUUGGUUUCCAUUAUUUAGUAUAGAUAGAUGGGUAAAAGACAUCUUCAAAGGUCAGUAUGUAGUAAUGGUAUCUUGUAUUGGGAACAAUGUGGUACUUUGCUUAUUGUCUAUAUCUAUAUAUGCAUAUUUCUCAGCUGUGCUCAGAACAUUUAGAUCUGAAGGGCAUUCUGUAAAUUUCUUUAAUAAAAAAUUCAUUAUUCAUUUGUUUACAUUUAAAUGUACGAUUUUGUAUUUAAAUUAGGUUUUGGGUGUGCAAUAAACCCAUUCAUGGA
This is a messenger RNA of Scomber japonicus (chub mackerel), 1676 nucleotides long. It is a transcript of the gene rabac1, whose product is annotated as Rab acceptor 1 (prenylated). The transcript is spliced from 6 exons. Lineage: Eukaryota; Metazoa; Chordata; Actinopteri; Scombriformes; Scombridae. The record is from RefSeq and is a predicted model, not a curated record. Gene Ontology annotation, cellular component: Golgi apparatus. The coding region runs from base 100 to 723 and encodes 207 amino acids.